GCAGAGAUCAAAGUCAGGCUUGACCAGGCUAACGAUUCUAAAAAUCCGUAAACCAGGAAUAGACAUUCACCUCUGUUGAUGAACACUGUAUUUCCGAACAGCAGUAUGGGUAUCAGGCAGUACCUGCUUGAAGAUAUCAAUAUGCUACAGGCUGCGUAUAUUUUAUCAUCUCGGAUGCCCUACUCCGAACCCGCGGAAGCGGCAAACGUGCUUUCCUCCGCUUGUCGCUAACGUCUUGGAAGGGCGUGCACGUGGGGUUCCAAGACGACCUCUUUUCAAACAUUCAGAACUUUUGCACAUGAACAACAAUCAAUCGACAUGGCGAAUACAGCUCAUCCUCCAGCCUCGGAGCUUGAUCACAUACCAACAGUAUGGCUGCUCACCGGCAUUGUCGUCUUCCCGUUCUUGAUCUACCAGUUGCUGGGGUUCCUUAGCCCUCUGAUCCACAACCUGACAGCUAUGCGCAUAUCCGAGAUAUAUGUGUACCCGAUCAAGUCACUUCGCGCAGUACCUCUCAAAGAAGCAGUCGCCACCAAAUACGGCUUCGAACAUGAUCGGACAUUCAUGCUUCUGAAGAAGAAAGAUGACGGAACUUGGGAGAACAUGACUAUCGGCCACUUUUCGGACAUGUCGCAGUUCAUUCAAGAGUUUGAGAAUUACGGCACAAAUGACGCUACCAUCAAAAUCACCUACCGCGCAUAUGGAGAUGCGGACAAGGCCAAGACCAUCCGGAUACCGCUCGUGCCUGACACCGAGAAGCUUGAGAUUUUCCACGUAAACAUGCACAGCAGUCCCACCGAUGCCUUCAACAUGGGCGAAAAGUACAGCCAAUGGUUCACCUCGUGUUUCGGCUACGAAGUCAUCCUCGUCUACAUCGGCUCCGACAACAGGCGCCCCGUUAUAUUCGAAGACAUGCAGCCCCUCACCCCGGACCCUUUGACCGCUUUCUUCAAGAAGAACAUCCCGUUCCUUGGCCGCCAGGUGGAGAAGCUCAUGGGCAUCCGCCAAACCGAGCAAUGGCGCAUCAAAUUUCAGGAUUGUGCGCCCUUCCUCAUCACCUCCAAAACUUCUCUUGACGACGUGUCCUCGCGCCUCGACGGCGAAAAAAUGGAUAUGGUCAAGUUCCGCCCUAACAUUGUCAUCGAGGGCGCCAACGAGCCAUGGCAAGAGGAUUACUGGGGUAAGAUUAAGAUCAAUCAGAAGACCGAGAUGAUCCUGGCGCAUAACUGUGUGCGGUGCAAGAGUAUCAACAUUGACUACAACACGGGUAAACCUAGUGUUGGUCCAAGUGGAGAGGUCCUCAAGAGGCUGCAGAAGGAUAGGCGUAUUGACAUUGGCGCGAAGUGGAGUCCAGUGUUUGGACGGUAUACGUUCUGGGCGCCAGAUGCGCCGAAGAGCCAGACUAUCAAGGUGGGAGAUAAGGUCAAUGUCACAAAGGUGAACGAAGGGUUGACGAUCUGGAGCUGGCCCGGUUUAGCUUAGAUAUUACCAACCAUGAGGCUCUUGAACUAUCACUACAUCAAGCAAUAGAAACCAAAUGUAAGACCGACUUCGCUAUGUCCACAGCAGCUCCG
Macroventuria anomochaeta is the source of this 1574-nucleotide messenger RNA. RefSeq lists its product as uncharacterized. The record is from RefSeq and is a predicted model, not a curated record. Gene Ontology annotation, molecular function: molybdenum ion binding; pyridoxal phosphate binding; catalytic activity. Lineage: Eukaryota; Fungi; Ascomycota; Dothideomycetes; Pleosporales; Didymellaceae. Bases 319 to 1482 code for a protein of 387 amino acids. The transcript is spliced from 4 exons.